This is a messenger RNA of Salvelinus namaycush (lake trout), 985 nucleotides long. Its product is annotated as gastrula zinc finger protein XlCGF17.1-like. The record is from RefSeq and is a predicted model, not a curated record. Gene Ontology annotation, molecular function: RNA polymerase II cis-regulatory region sequence-specific DNA binding; DNA-binding transcription activator activity, RNA polymerase II-specific. Gene Ontology annotation, cellular component: nucleus. The transcript is spliced from 2 exons. Gene Ontology annotation, biological process: regulation of transcription by RNA polymerase II. NCBI's taxonomy places the organism in Eukaryota, Metazoa, Chordata, Actinopteri, Salmoniformes, Salmonidae. The annotation marks the transcript as partial.
CACACAGGAGAGAAGCCUUUCUUCUGCCCUGACUGUGGAACUAGUUUCUCUCAACUUUCCUACUUAAAAUCACAUGAACGUAUACAUACAGGGGAGAAGGCAUACUCCUGCUCUGACUGUGGAAAAUGUUUUAAAACAGCAAUUGAGCUAAAACUUCACCAGAGAACACACACAGGAGAGAAGCCUUACUUCUGCUCUGACUGUGGAACUAGUUUCUCUCAACUUUCCCACUUAAAAAUACACCAACGUAUACACACAGGAGAGAAGCCUUACUCCUGCUCUGACUGUGGAAAAUGUUAUAAAACAGCAAAUGAGCUAAAAGUUCAUCAGAGAACACACACAGGAGAGAAGCCUUACUCCUGCUCUGACUGUGGAAAAUGCUUCAAAACAGCAAAUGACCUAAAAGUUCAUCAGAGAACACACACAGGAGAGAAGCCUUUCUUCUGCCCUGACUGUGGAACUAGUUUCUCUCAACUUUCCAACUUAAAAUCACAUGAACGUAUACAUACAGGGGAGAAGGCAUACUCCUGCUCUGACUGUGGAAAAUGUUUUAAAACAGCAACUGAGCUAAAACUUCACCAGAGAACACACACAGGAGAGAAGCCUUACUUCUGCUCUGACUGUGGAACUAGUUUCUCUCAACUUUCCCACUUAAAAAGACAUGAACGUAUACACACAGGAGAGAAGCCUUACUUCUGCUCUGACUGUGUAAAAUGCUUCAAAACAUUAACUCAGCUAAAAGGUCAUAAGAGAACACACACAGGGGAGAAAAAAAGUUAAUCAGAGAACACAGGCAUGAGAGACUUUUGGGUGAGUCUGCUCUGACUUUUUGGUGAGUUUCUCUCACCAUAGCAACUUAACACACCAAUGUAUAGACUAUAGACGUCUAGCCAAAGGCUGCGUGUUUGAAUCUCAUCAAGGAGGACUUUAGCAAUUUAGCUAAUUAGCAACUUUGCAACUUCUUACUAAUUUUUAGCUAUGUUAG